AUGUACAGUCAACAAAAUGAGAAAGUUUCAAAGGUUGUUAAUCAAAACGCUCUCGGAAACAAUCAAAUGAUUUCUCCAGCAAUUCAAAAAGACCUUAUGUGUGCUUGUGCCUCUGAGAUCACACUUUCCAUAAUUGAAGAUAUUGGAAACAAUGUUUUCUCCUUAAUGAUUGAUGAAUCUCGAGAUAUUUCAGUGAAGGAGCAAAUUGGAGUUGUUUUGAGAUAUGUGAACAAAAGAGGACAGGUGAUUGAACGAUUCCUUGCAAUUGUACAUGUAUCUGACACUAGCUCUCAUUCUUUGAAGGAUGCUGUCGAUGCUUUAUUUGUGAAACAUGGAUUAUCAUUAUCUAGACUGAGAGGUCAAGGAUAUGAUGGAGCUUCAAAUAUGCAGGGUGAAUUCAAUGGGUUGAAAUCUCUCGUUUUGCAAGAAAAUCCAUAUGCAAGAAACUCGUUCGACUUUGUGAUUUAUAUCUUGAGGACUUCUCAACAAAUGAUUGAUCCAAAUUUUUUUGGAAUUGAAGAUUUGGGAAGUUUUGCUCAGAAAAUUGUUGAAACUCUAAAAAAUCAAGCUUAUCCAUUGGUUUAUCAUCUAAUUGAGAUGACAUUAGUUUUACCAGUUGCGACCGCUUCUGUUGAAAUAGUAUUUUCUGCGAUGAAGAUGAUAAAGACUGAUUUACGUAACAGAAUGGGAGACGAGUGGAUGAAUGACAGUCUAGUCGUAUAA
Molecule: messenger RNA, 723 nt
Organism: Zingiber officinale
Lineage: Eukaryota; Viridiplantae; Streptophyta; Magnoliopsida; Zingiberales; Zingiberaceae
Exons: 3
Coding region: 1-723 (240 amino acids)
Source: RefSeq, a predicted model, not a curated record